Oryza brachyantha (malo sina) is the source of this 651-nucleotide messenger RNA. RefSeq lists its product as uncharacterized. Bases 71 to 349 code for a protein of 92 amino acids. The transcript has 4 exons. Lineage: Eukaryota; Viridiplantae; Streptophyta; Magnoliopsida; Poales; Poaceae. The record is from RefSeq and is a predicted model, not a curated record.
CCCUCACCCACCCACCUGUCUGGAAGGACUCCGAGCCUAGGGGAACACACGCGAACGAAUCGACGGCGCGAUGGCAUCUCGUCUCGUUGCGGCGGCGGCGGCCUCCUCCUCGUCUUCCCCCCUCGCCCGCCUCAUCUCCCGCCGCGGUCUCGCCGGCGCCGCAGACCACCAUGGGCCCGCGAAGGUGAACCUUUGGCAAGAUCCGUUGAACCCGGGUAACUGGAAGGAAGAGCAUUUUGUCCUAGCCAGCUUAGCUAUGUGGGGUGGUGUAAUUUAUGGUGUCUCCAGGCUUUUUAGUGGGAAGAAGAAAGACACAACUACUGAGGCGGUGCCAUCACCAGCACAGUAGGAUUUGUCAGAGGCUUCAAGCUGCAGGCAUGCAACUGUGAAAUAAAAGUAAUCAUCUUUAAAUUUCUGUUGCUAAUGGCAAUCUGUGUCGGCUAGGUGGGGGAUUUUUGUAAGAGGCAAGAUGUUGUGGAGCCACAAUUGUCAACCAGCAUGAAUAAUCUUAUCGCAGUGGAACUUUGUUUGCGAAACUACAAUCCACUUGCUGUUUUGCCAUCCACAUCAUUUCAUGUUUUGUAUCGGUGCAGUUGAUAAUGAGCUUGACGUGCUCUAAAUCAAUUCAAUUAAGUUGAGUUUUGAAGACCA